Sclerotinia sclerotiorum 1980 UF-70 is the source of this 588-nucleotide messenger RNA. RefSeq lists its product as hypothetical. Bases 1 to 588 code for a protein of 195 amino acids. NCBI's taxonomy places the organism in Eukaryota, Fungi, Ascomycota, Leotiomycetes, Helotiales, Sclerotiniaceae. The record is from RefSeq and is a predicted model, not a curated record. The transcript has a single exon.
AUGGAGCACGAUGCAUAUCAUAGGGUUCAGCUUGGGAGGGAGCAUUCUCGCCACGUUCACGGCGAUACAUCCUCAUAUCGCGGACAGUGCAACGAUUAUAGCUCGAGCAGGGCUUGGAGGAAAAAUGGAAGUGGUUGGUGGGAUAGAUUGCGGCGCGAUGGAGAAUGGAUAUUAGAUGAUUCUAGUGAACACGCUAUAAUUGAUGAGCUCGAAGGAAAUGAUUCAUCCAAGGAAGGUUGGAAAGAAAGAUUAAAGUACAGAAAAGGCGAAUCCGAGCCGGUGGAAAGGUGGGAGAGAGAAAAUCAUACUGAUCAUAAAGCGAGUGUGGUUAGCAUUUUCAGAUAUGGGAAUAUUUUCAAUCUACAUGAAUCCUAUCGUAAAUUGGCGAAUAGCAAUCUUAAGAUUCUGAUGAUUCUAGGAGAAAACGAUAGUGUGUUUCCACCGGAAUAUGUGAAGAGGGGAUUAAGUGCUCUGAGUUGGAAGAAAGAUGUUAAGCUGAUGGAUGGGGCGGGACAUGGUAUUGUGAGAACGCAUUCGGAGGAAGUAGCUGGCCUUAUGAGGCGUUUUGGGAGGUGUGUGGAGUUGUGA